Molecule: messenger RNA, 1866 nt
Organism: Plodia interpunctella (Indianmeal moth)
Lineage: Eukaryota; Metazoa; Arthropoda; Insecta; Lepidoptera; Pyralidae
Product: mpv17-like protein 2
Exons: 3
Coding region: 143-751 (202 amino acids)
Biological process (GO): cellular response to reactive oxygen species; mitochondrial ribosome assembly
Cellular component (GO): cytoplasm; membrane; mitochondrion
Source: RefSeq, a predicted model, not a curated record
UUUAUGAUUUAAAAAAUGUCUAAGCCUCUAAUUAACAUAGAAAUUAUGUAGAAGUGCUAAAUAAAAUAUAUGAUUUUUGGUUUGAAUUAUGUAAAGGGGCAUAGAAUUCAUGAGUCAUAUUUUAAGGCGUAGUUAUUAAAAAAUGUUCCUGAGAAGCUGUAUAAGAGUAAGACAAACUGUGAAUUUGUUCCACAAUCAUAGAAGAUCGAUUUCUUCACUUCGCCGAGGAGUAAAUUACAUGUUCAAAAAGAAUUUAUUGUUUACUAACAGUAUUACAUCAGGAGGAUGUAUGUCUCUUGGUGACCUAAUACAGCAGGAAAUCGAAUAUGAAGCUAAAAUUUUACCUUUUAGAUAUGACUGGGCACGAGUAGCUAGAAUGUUUAUAGUUGGAACCCUAAUGGGGCCUUUGCAUCACUUUUAUUACACACAGUUAGAUAAGAUUUUCCCACAAUGUAAUCUUAAAACUGUUGCAAUAAAAAUAUUAUGUGAUCAAGCUUUUGCAUCUCCAGCUACAAUUAUCUUUUUCUUCUAUGGAAUGGGAGUGCUAGAAGAGAAAUCAUUUAGCAAAAGUACAGAGGAAAUAGUACAAAAGUUUAAAUAUGUUUACUUGGGAGAUUGUCUAUUUUGGCCUCCAGUACAAUUUAUAAACUUCUACUUUUUACCAACACAAUACAGAGUGUUUUAUAUAAAUGUUGCAACAAUGGUCUUUAAUGUAUUUUUGUCAUACAUGAAACAUUUUGACCAACAUUAAAAAAUGUAGUGUUGGAAAUGAUUUUAGCACAAUUUUAUGAUCAAUUAUAAUAUUAUGUCCAUAUCAAAGUUACUUUUUGGGAGAAAAAUAUUUUUAAAAUGAAGCAAGGUGUUUUACAAAAAUCUUGAGAACAUGAAUAAACUAUAAUGAUUCAUGAAACCCAAAUAUAUUAUGAACACUCUGCCACUACCAUGACUGCUCUGCAAAAGUGACUUUGAUUGUAAACACAAAUAAAAGCUAUCAUUAAGUUGAAUAGUAGUUAAUUAUUUAUUAUGAAAGAAUAAUGUAUUGGUUAAGUUUUGAAAUAUCAUUUCCAUAUUGUGAUUUUAUUCCAAUUUGAUACUACAAUGUUGUAACUAGUUGUGUAGAUUUAACUAUGCAGUUUAUUUUGUUGACUUAACAAGAUUUUUCUAAAUGCUAUCACAAUAGAAUUUGAUUGUAAUCUCGAAAAUAAAAAGGGCCUAUUCUUACUUUAUUUUUUAUUUUUAUAAACAAUGAUUAUAAAUUCCUAUAAAUAGCUAAGAAGUAUUAGGUAUAGAAAAUAUCAUAUGCAACUAAUUAGAACAAAAGAAUAUAAUGAAGAUUUGAUAAAUUCCACCAUCUUAUAAUUUGAUCUAUUUAAACAUUGAUAAGUGGUGCAACAAUAUUUUAAAGAACAUAAUUAUCAUUGCACUUUGCUCAUAGUGUGGGAUGUUUCUGUAUUUACAUGUAUGCUCAUUAGCAGAUAAAUGUUUCAAAACUUUUAAAAUGUAAUAAAAGCCAAACUUUAUUAUAUUAUUUAGUAUGUAUUAAAUAUUUAUACAACAGGGCACCACACUAAGGUGCAUGCGAUAAACAAGCUCAGACAUAGUUAUUUAGACUAUUAUAUAAUCUGUGAUUUGAUCAAGCAGGCUGUUUAGGCUAUCUGGCUGGAGUUUCUGUCAUCUCAGAUCUCAGUAACUAUACUGAUUAUAAGUUCCUGUCUUUGUCAUCAAAAUAAACAUUUUAUAAAAUAGACAAAGACAGGAAAUUAUAAUAUUAGACACACUAGUGAAAAUUACAGUGAUAAUGCUUUCAUGUUUACAGUCUAUGAAUUAUCACAAUGAUCUUGAAUAUAUCCAUUUUACAUAGAGUUU